AUGAUAUGUAAAUCUCAACAACAAAUAAAUGAUCGUCGUCAAUCAAAAUCUUAUCAACAACAAAUAAAUAUUAAUGAUGAUAAACAACGAUAUCAAACAAUAAAUACAACAUCUAUAUCACCAUUAAUGAGUGUACAAUCUGAUGUAAAUACAAAAUACGAUACAAUGCAAAUGUCUGGUACGCAUAAUUAUUAUGGUUCAGUUUGUCGAGCAGCAUAUGGUCUAUCCAGUAAUUAUUAUUAUGAACAUCCUCAACAACAUUGUAAUAAUCAUUAUAAUUAUUCGAAUGAAUAUUAUCAACAACAACGUUCAACAAAUAAUAAAGAUUCAAGAUAUGGUGGUGCAUCAAUUAUGCAAAAUCAACAACAAAGAUAA
This is a messenger RNA of Adineta steineri, 375 nucleotides long. Lineage: Eukaryota; Metazoa; Rotifera; Eurotatoria; Adinetida; Adinetidae. The record is from the annotation of a GenBank genome assembly.